This is a messenger RNA of Fopius arisanus, 2833 nucleotides long. It is a transcript of the gene lobo, whose product is annotated as lost boys. Gene Ontology annotation, cellular component: motile cilium. Gene Ontology annotation, biological process: flagellated sperm motility. The transcript has 5 exons. NCBI's taxonomy places the organism in Eukaryota, Metazoa, Arthropoda, Insecta, Hymenoptera, Braconidae. The record is from RefSeq and is a predicted model, not a curated record. The coding region runs from base 23 to 2602 and encodes 859 amino acids.
UAAAAACCAUCCAUAAUCAACAAUGCAGACGAUUCAAGAGGACAUGAGAACUUGCCAAGAAACAUUCGAAUUUGAUGGUGAAGGGGAGGAAGGCGGAGAACCACUGGAAUUCCCUCCAAAAUUUGGGUACCAGUACAAAGAUCUUCAGGAUGUGGAGAAGGCUCUCGGCCUUAUACGAUUAUCCUGGCCGGAAGUGGAACUCGAGGACGAGAGGCUGGCAUCUCUGCCACCCAGUUAUCAAACAACAACUGAGAAGGAAAAACUUCUACUCUGGCAUGCGGAAAACUUCCGCAAACAAUUCCACACCAUCUACAGGGACCGACGACCCCUCCUCCUCGUCUGUGAUAACGAGUGCGGCAUUCAGAAAUUUGUAUCGACGAAUAUAAAACCGAGUACGCUGUCAUAUCCACAGCUUCACACGUGGCUGGGCUGCGCCAAAUUCGUCAGCGAUCAUCUAGCCUACGAACCGCUGAGCAAACCCCUGGCACUGCCAGAGCGCCUGUGUUCACCCACGUGGAUGCUAAUUACCCAGACAGCCAAUAGUUUCGAGUACUCCACCCUCUUGGUCUCGCUUCUCCUCGGUCAGGGCUACAACGCCUACGUCGUGAGUGGUUACGCCUCGAAGGAGCAAACAAUGUGCGAUCUGUCAAUGCGUUCCUGUCCAUACUUACCGAUCACCAGGACACCCCCAGUCUCAUCUACCCCCGAGGACUGCUCCCGAUACCGAGUUAAAUCACCCCCCGAUUUUCGGAGUAAAUUACUCCUGGAGAUGGAGGAGCUGGAGCGUCAGCGAUUGCAAGAUGAAGUGGAUAACCAGGAGAGGGAGCGCCAGAGGAUGAUCCACGAGCAGGAGCAACCACCACCCGACAAAUUCUGGGGCCACCGAGUGCACAGCUGGGUCCUGAUCCUCCCCAAUGAUUCCACGGAAGGUACUCGCUACGAGGAAAUCAAAUCGCCAGUGUUCAUCGAGGCGACUUCGGGCUACUUCUACGACUUGAGCGAUCCGGAGACGCGUCACCUCUACCACGGGAUUGAGAGCGUCUGGAACGACAGGAACUACUGGGUAAACAUGCAGAUCUGCACCGAGUCCUGCACAGCCCUUACCUGGGACCUGGACAACACAAGCCACUGGGAGCGUCUUCUUCCAGGAGAGCCCUCGCGACUCCUACUGUCCGAGGACAAGGAAGAGGACUACAACGUCCUCCAGGACAAACACCUGGACAUGCCUUUCCCUUACGUCGACGAGAUUCAGAUCUCCUCUCUCGAUUUCGAGAGGCGAUAUCCAAACGGUCGAAAGAUCCUUCUCUUCAAGAAAAUUAAAUCCGAGUUCUUCGCACCGUACGUCCAGAUGGAUGGCCUCACCUCGAAGAUGACGGAGUUCGAGGAUUACGAGUAUCAAUCACCAGUGAUGAUAAUGGAGAAUUACCAGAAUCGAGGGGAUAAACUCGUCGAGUCGAUCAAGGAUUUGAUCUCAGGGAGUGUGAGUGAUUCGUAUGAGCGCGGACGUCCGGACGCCUGCAAGGAGCACAAGUACUCGUCGAUGGGGUCCAACUCGGUGGAGGACGAGAGAUCCCUGGAGUUCUUUGACGUUAUGAGGAUCGAUGGACUCCGGAGAAUCGACGCGAAUCUGACACAUUUGAAUCAGCACUACGUAAAUCGAAAGGACUUCCUCUACCACAGAAGCGUCCUCUUCUCCACGGAUAAUGGACCCAUCCCCCAGCACAACAUCCAUUACAGAAAGAUCUCGAGGAUCACGGAGAUGUUCCGGAGGGAUGAGAGCGUUGACGCACACAAGGAUGUGGCUAUCAGGGAGUUUUCCAUUGAUGACAAUGAAAUCAGAUUAAAGUAUCAUUAUGGAGAGGACGAGAUCACCAGAGCGUCGAGGAUAUUCGUCAAGCCACCGGUGGCUGAGAGGGGCGAACGUCUAGUUUUCGAUGAGACCAUGACCACUGGGUAUCAUCCUGACCCAAUGGCACAACCUCCUAAAUCACUGGAGUUGUUUUAUCUCCUGGAGAUGCUCCUCAGAGAUGAGGUGCAGGCGGUCAAUUAUGUGAGGGACGCUGAGAAAGAGAUCUCCGUGUUCCUGAAGACCAGGAAGAAGGAAUACUUCAUGCCUAGACUCAUCGUCUCCAUGUUCGAUAGGAAUAGGAAUGAGGAGGCUAAGGCGGGAAUGUUUGCUAAGGAGGAGCUGCUCCGGGCGCAGAGUCAGAGAGAAGUUGAAGAGGAUAUCGACUAUUUGCGACCUUUCCUGGCUAGGCUUGGGAAUCCUAAGGCUCUGACGAAACUUCAGGCUUACGAGGUGCGCCAGGAAUGCCUGAAUGAUCUCAAGAUUACGUUGACGAACCGAGCUAACGAUAUUUUGAGGCGAUUCGAGAAUUGCAAGGCGAGGCUCCAGCAGUUGCAGCGGAAAUCGGCAGAGGACGAAGAUCUCUCCAAGGAGGAGAAAGAGAAGCUCAACGAAGAGAUAAACGAAGUCAACUUGAUAAUGCACACACUGGACAUCCGGUUGAAGCGUCACGUGGAGCUGUCGUCGGAUCGCUAUCGAGUGAUGGUGAGAAUUCUCGACGAGGACGAACGCCUCCUGCCACUCAAAGGAAAAUAGGGUGUAAUAUCAUUGAAAGGACCAAGAGCCCAUUUGUCCGAUGCAGCGACCUGAGAACAAUAAUUAUUAGCAAUUAUCUGUGAAAAAGAAGAGUCAACGAUUUGUGAGUUGAGCUCUUCGGCUUUUUAAAAUAUUUACGAGACUGAAGGAUAUUAAUUAUAAUUUUUAAUGUAUAAUUUGAAGAUGUCUCGAGCGAUGAGGAGCUAAUGAAUUGGAGAGAAGUUUGUUAAU